CGCUACAUGUGCGAGGGGGGUGUGUUGCGGGUUGCUAACCGAUCCACUCUCCUCGUGGCAUGGUCGCAGCAUCGUUCCGAGUUUUUUGCUCUUUUCAGAGGUGAAACCAUGAAAGAGCUCCUUUCUGUUUCUUUCCAUUGAAUCCCUCGAAGCAUCGCAUCAAUGUUUCAGUCGAGUUUCUCCCCGACUACCGCACUCUCUGCCAUUUGCCUUCGAAGGGGGGCGGCCAUCCAGAAGCCGCUGUCUCCUCCUACCCAGCAAGACUCCUCGAGAAUCUCUAAGCGCUGUUAUAUGCAGACAUUCGUAUGCUGCGAAUCUAGCGUCAUUCUUUCCGGUCUCUCUCCUUUGAUUCGCUUCCAUCGUUUUGCUUCUCGCACCGUCUCAGUCGGUUUGCCCUUAAACAGCGUUGUCACUUCCAACCCUCUGCACAUUACCACGCCAUUGUCGGAACCAGCGAGACUUUUUGCGAUUUUUUCUCUCCCUUGCAAGUCUUUCUCCCUUCCCAUUGUCACCGUUCUCUGUAUUCUUUUUCGUUUUCCUUCAGUUUCGUGCUGUCCGUCUGUCCCGUCCCUCCGGAGCCAUUCUCGUCUCGUCGCCGAUCCCGCCUUGUCUUUUCCCUCUGACUUCCAGCACAGAAAGCCGUUUCAAUCACUGUGUCACGCGUCCCGAUUUUUGUCCGUCUUACGGCAUCGCUUGCUCCCCAUUCUACAAAUUUGUUCCUGAGCUUUUUGCAGCGAGUGACGUGCUGGGUCGAGUCCAUGCUCUACGGUUGUCGGUAAAAAGACCCCCGACUACCCAGCCGGUUCACUCCUUGUGUGAGGCGACUUUAUCACCGUAACGUUGCCCUGG
This is a messenger RNA of Toxoplasma gondii ME49, 849 nucleotides long. RefSeq lists its product as hypothetical. NCBI's taxonomy places the organism in Eukaryota, Apicomplexa, Conoidasida, Eucoccidiorida, Sarcocystidae. The transcript has a single exon. The record is from RefSeq and is a predicted model, not a curated record. The coding region runs from base 163 to 723 and encodes 186 amino acids.